This is a messenger RNA of Frankliniella occidentalis (western flower thrips), 2776 nucleotides long. RefSeq names its product threonine--tRNA ligase 1, cytoplasmic (gene ThrRS). The transcript is spliced from 17 exons. Gene Ontology annotation, biological process: threonyl-tRNA aminoacylation. The record is from RefSeq and is a predicted model, not a curated record. NCBI's taxonomy places the organism in Eukaryota, Metazoa, Arthropoda, Insecta, Thysanoptera, Thripidae. Gene Ontology annotation, molecular function: threonine-tRNA ligase activity; ATP binding. The coding region runs from base 215 to 2620 and encodes 801 amino acids. Gene Ontology annotation, cellular component: cytoplasm.
ACACCUGCUCUACGCGUGUCGCACCGCCGCGGCGCAGUCAGUGGGGUUGAGUCGGCUUUCGGCGAGGCAGAGACCACCAUGGGAGACGUCGUGGAGGGAGUGAAAGCGCUGAACAUCAAGAGCGAAAAGGAAAUCAGAUGCUGACUGGUGAAUGAUUGGAUUGUGAUUUGCAAAAAUACAUCUUCUGUCAGUAGACUUUCGAUCAAUAAAGACAAUGACUGAAUCUAGUGUGUUCAGUAAAUUGGACAGUCACUUGUCAUAUUUUAGCUACAUUGGUGGAUACGAACCAAGUCAAGAAGACACAGAGGUUUAUCGUUUUGUUAGUGGACAUUUUCCUCAAGGGAAUAUGGCAAAGUACUUGCACUUGUCCCGCUGGCUACGACACUUGGCUAGUUUUUCUGCUGAGUCUCGUGCAGCAUUUUCUGGUGCUGUGUUGAAGCCAUGUGGUAGUGAUCAAGCAAGUGGUAGAGAGAGUUUACUGUCCCUUAUUAACACCAGUGCUGUAGAUAGCAACAGAACUGUGCAUACAAAUACCAAAGAAAAGAAAAAAGAGGCUCCUAAGAAGAAAGUUGAAAAGGAAAAGUCAACUGUGUCAGAGUUGAAGCCAUGGCCAUCGUACAUUCAGGACCGUCUUACUUUGUGGGAUAAACUGAAAGCUGAAUAUGAUGCUAAAGUUGCCUCCAAGACACCUGAAAACAUCACUGUCACCCUUCCUGAUGGUAAAGCUAUCCCUGCUGAAUCAUGGCGCACCACCCCUUAUGAUAUUGCAAUGGGCAUAAGUAAAGGCUUAGCAGAAAACGCUGUGAUUUCCAAGGUUGAUGGUGUUCUCUGGGACUUGGAUAGGCCUUUGGAGAGCAGCUGCAAAUUGCAGCUGCUGAAGUUUGAUGAUGAAGAAGCUCAACAGGUCUUUUGGCACUCCACAGCCCACGUUCUUGGAGAAGCAAUGGAACGAGUUUAUGGUGGGUGCUUGUGUUAUGGUCCUCCAAUUGAAAAUGGGUAUUACUAUGACAUGUUCCUCCCUGAUAAACAGGUUUCCAACCUAGAUUUCCCUGUUAUUGAAGGUCUCAUGAAAACCAUUGCUAAAGAGAAGCAGCCUUUUGAGCGCCUUGAAAUGACCAAAGAACAGCUGCUUGAAAUGUUUAAGUAUAAUGAAUUUAAAGUUCGUAUCCUAAAUGAGAAAGUGACCACUCCAACCACUACAGUUUAUCGUUGUGGUCCUCUAAUUGAUCUUUGCCGGGGUCCACAUGUUAGAAACACAGGAAAGAUCAAGUCACUGAAAGUUACCAAGAAUUCUGCCACUUACUGGGAAGGAAAGGCUGAUGCAGAAUCACUGCAGAGAGUCUAUGGAAUCUCAUUCCCCGACCCUAAGCAGAUGAAAGAAUGGGAGAAAAUCCAAGAGGAAGCUGCAAAGAGGGACCAUCGUAAGCUUGGAAGAGAACAAGAAUUGUUCUUCUUUCAUGAACUUAGUCCAGGUUCAUGUUUCUUCCAACCUAAAGGUGCCCACAUUUACAACUCCUUAGUUGAAUUCAUUCGUGAAGAAUACAGGAAACGUGGCUUCCAAGAAGUAGUAUCACCCAACAUCUACAAUUCUAAGCUUUGGAAGACAUCAGGACACUGGGCACAUUAUGCUGAAAAUAUGUUCUCUUUUGAAGUUGAAAAGGAACAAUACGCACUGAAACCUAUGAACUGUCCUGGACAUUGUUUGAUCUUUGAUCACCGUCCAAGGUCUUGGAAGGAACUGCCUUGGCGGGUGGCUGACUUUGGUGUUCUGCACAGAAAUGAAUUUUCUGGAGCCCUUACUGGCUUGACCCGUGUCAGAAGAUUCCAGCAGGAUGAUGCUCAUAUUUUCUGUAUGCCGGAUCAGAUCAAAUCAGAAAUCUCUGCCUGUUUGGACUUCAUGAAACAUGUGUAUGGUAUUUUUGGUUUUACUUUCCAACUGAAGCUCUCUACUAGACCUGAGAAGUAUUUGGGAGAAAUUUCCAUUUGGAAUGAUGCUGAGAAGGCACUUUCUGAGAGUUUGAAUGAGUUUGGCGAGCCAUGGAAGGAAAACCCUGGUGAUGGGGCCUUUUACGGACCUAAAAUUGAUAUCACUAUUAUGGAUGCUCUACGUCGCCCCCACCAGUGUGCUACCAUUCAGCUUGACUUCCAACUUCCUGUUCGUUUUGAUCUCAGCUACAUUGGAGUUGAUGGUGAAAAGAAGAAGCCUGUCAUGAUCCACAGAGCCAUUCUGGGUUCAGUAGAGCGUAUGAUUGCUGUGCUCACUGAGUCAUAUGCUGGAAAGUGGCCUUUCUGGAUAUCUCCAAGGCAGGCUAUGGUAAUACCUGUGGCUGGUCCAUUCAAUGAAUAUGCCACAAAGGUAAAACAGCAGUUGUUUGAGGCUGGAUUCAUGUGUGAUGUUGAUACAGAUGACAGUGAUACAAUGAACAAGAAAAUCAGAAAUGCCCAGUUGGCUCAGUACAACUUUAUCAUGGUUGUUGGUGAGAAGGAGCUAAGUGGCAACACUGUCAACAUCCGUACUAGGGACAACUUAGUACAUGGAGAGUUCACAAUCGAUGCUGUCAUUGAGAAAUUCAAAGCUCUUGCCAAGAGUCGUAUUGUCAAUAGUGAAGAAAAUUUUUAAACCUUUAGCCCAAGUAUGAUAUUGGUAUAGCUUUUGAUUGUAAAUCCAACAUCUUUCCUUUUUACCAGUGUUGUGAAUCUUUUGUGUGAGAUCCUUUAAUUUAUUGAUGUGAUGAAAUAAAAUGGUGGGUGUCAGCCCCUUUUUAACAAUUAGGAA